AUUUUCUUGCUUGUCAGAACAUAGAUAUUCUCCAGUAAAGGGAUAGCUUGUGGUUCAUGAGGAGAUUAUGAAAUUUAAUUGAAAUGAUACUAAUGUCUGCUGCAUUUGUAUAAGCACCUUGUAGUUGAAGUACUCAUUCAUGUCCAUAAAUUGAAACAAAAUGCAAAUUGGCAACUUGUAUAAAAGUCAAAAUUGCUAUAUUUGAUGAUCUGCCCAAUUUCUGUAAUGCAAGAACAGUGUUAAACAAUCUCCUGAACAUGGAGCAAGGAAAGGCCAACGACAAAAUACUCAGCUACAAUGACGUUGUUCUGAGGCGGUCAGAUCUUGAUAUUCUAAGUGGCCCCUAUUUUCUCAAUGAUCGCAUAAUCGAAUUCUACUUUAGCUACCUCACAUCCUGCUAUACGUCCGAGGACAUCCUCAUGGUGCCACCUUCAAUUGCUUUCUGGAUAAAAGAGUGCCCGGACAGUGCAAGCCUCAAAGAUUUCGUAGAGCCCCUUCAUCUGUCUACAAGAAAGUUGAUAAUAUUCCCAAUCAACGACAACGAAGAUGUGACUAGGGCAGAAGGUGGGAGUCAUUGGAGCUUACUCGCAUUUGAGAGACAAACCAAUGCCUUUGUGCAUCAUGACAGCGGCCAAGCAGGCUUCAAUAAUGCAGAUGCUAAGAGGGUGUACAAAGCUGUAGUUUCGUAUACAGCAUCUGGAGCCACUUAUGUGGACUGCCCGAGUUCCCCAAAGCAAGUGAACGGAUAUGAUUGUGGCCUGUAUGUCACAGCCAUUUCAAGAUCAAUCUGUGCCUGGUACGUCAGCGAGGCACCAAAGGAUAUGCAGGACUUGUGGUUUUCGACAAUCAAAGAGCAAGUGACUCCGUUGCUUGUGUCUAACAUGCGACGUGAAAUCCUUGAUCUUGUGCGGAGCCUUAUGGGUAAGUGAUGAAAGCUGUGCUGGGAAUGGAUGCCAGUGUUAUGCAACACUUAGUUUUUAUGUUGUAAAACUAAGAAUCACCCUUUAAAUUAUGAAG
Salvia splendens (bonfire salvia) is the source of this 1017-nucleotide messenger RNA. Its product is annotated as NEDD8-specific protease 1. Gene Ontology annotation, molecular function: deNEDDylase activity; cysteine-type peptidase activity. The record is from RefSeq and is a predicted model, not a curated record. Bases 258 to 929 code for a protein of 223 amino acids. Gene Ontology annotation, biological process: protein deneddylation; proteolysis. The transcript is spliced from 2 exons. NCBI's taxonomy places the organism in Eukaryota, Viridiplantae, Streptophyta, Magnoliopsida, Lamiales, Lamiaceae.